GUCGGAGCCUGGCUUGGUUUUGGAGUGGACGAGCGGCGGGUUCGGGCUCGGGCAUGGCAUCCCCAUCGCGGAGGCUGCAGACCAAGCCGGUCAUCACCUGCCUGAAGAGCGUCCUCCUCAUCUACACCUUCAUCUUCUGGUUCUCUGGCAUCAUCCUCCUGGGCGUUGGGAUUUGGGGCAAGGUGAGCUUGGAGGUCUACUUCUUUCUACUGAAUGAGAAGGCCAGCAAUGUUCCUUACGUCCUGAUCGGGGCAGGAUUGGUGGUCGCUCUGCUGGGCACCUUUGGCUGUUUUGCGACCUGUCGCGGAAGCACAUGGAUGCUGAAACUGUAUGCCAUGUUCUUAACCAUCAUCUUCCUUGUGGUGCUAGUGGCUGCCAUUCUGGGUUUUGUCUUCAGACAUGAGAUAAAAGAUAGUUUUAAUAAAAACUAUGAAAAUGCUGUGAAGCGUUACAAUGGGACCAGUGACGACCUCAGCAAAGCAAUCAAUGAUGUCCAGACAACGUUACACUGCUGCGGGGUAGAGAAUUACACGGACUGGAAAACGAGCGACUACUUCAAAGAGAAAGGCAUUCCCAUCAGUUGCUGCAAACCUUUGGUGAACUGUACAGCUGAUGACUUGAAGAACAUCACCAGAGCAGGAGGCAAAGUUUACGAACGAGGUUGUUUUAGCCUGGUGAUACAAACCAUGGACUCUGAGAUGGGCAUUGUGGCUGGGAUCUCCUUUGGCACUGCUUGUUUCCAGUUGAUUGGAAUUUUCUUGGCCUGCUGCCUCUCCCGGUCCAUCACGAGUAACCAGUACGAGAUGGUGUAACACUGCAAGACGGGGGAGCUUCGCCCAACACUCCAAGGGUUUAUCUAAACAAA
Molecule: messenger RNA, 865 nt
Organism: Pseudonaja textilis
Lineage: Eukaryota; Metazoa; Chordata; Lepidosauria; Squamata; Elapidae
Gene: TSPAN6
Product: tetraspanin 6
Cellular component (GO): plasma membrane
Source: RefSeq, a predicted model, not a curated record